Salmo salar (Atlantic salmon) is the source of this 1251-nucleotide messenger RNA. It is a transcript of the gene pon2, whose product is annotated as Serum paraoxonase/arylesterase 2. Gene Ontology annotation, molecular function: arylesterase activity. The record is from RefSeq and is marked provisional. Lineage: Eukaryota; Metazoa; Chordata; Actinopteri; Salmoniformes; Salmonidae.
GAGACUUGCAGAUCUUCAACAGAACGUGAAGUUAUCUAGAAAGUUGCUCAAUUUACUACUAUCUAAUUAUUGAACAUGGGGAAGCUGGUUGUCAUAUCACUUUUUGUUGCUGCUUUAUCAGCAUUUGUUGGAGAGAGAGUUAUUAACUUAAGGAGAAGGACUCUUGCUUCCAGAAAGCUUGUCCAAACCCACCUCCCAAACUGCCAUCCAAUCAAAAGCCUUGAGUACGGAUCAGAGGACCUCACAAUACUUCCCAAUGGACUUGCUAUUAUUAGCACUGGCUUGAAGGAUCCAGUAUUGCCAUCCUAUUCAGAUGCCCCUGGAAAGAUGUACACCCUUGAUAUGAGUGAAGAUUCUAGGAUGAAACCAGUGGAGCUCCGCAUGGGGAGAGGCUUUGACCUGGAAUCCUUCAAUCCUCAUGGGAUCAGUGUAUACACAGAUGAGACGGAUAAUUCAGUAUACCUGUUUGUGGUCAAUCACCCUCAACAAAAAACCCAAGUGGAGAUCUUUCUUUUUGUUGAGGAGGACCACUCCCUUGUCUAUGUGAAAACCAUAAAGCAUGAAUUCCUUCACAGUGUGAAUGACAUUGUGGCUGUAGGAGUGGAGAGCUUCUAUGCCACCAACGAUCACUAUUUCGGUGGAGGUACUCUGAAUACCCUGGAGAUACUUCUGGCUCAGCCCUGGUCUAACGUUGUGUAUUACAGCCCUGAAGAGGUCAAAGUAGUGGCUGAGGGAUUCUACAUGGCCAAUGGCAUCAACAUCUCACCUGACAAAAGGCACAUAUAUGUGGCAGACUUAUUUGACCACAACAUACAUGUUUUGGAGCGACUGGAAAGCAAUGGUUUGGCCCCAGUGAAGGUCGUGGAAGUGGGCUCUCUUGUUGACAACAUUUAUGUUGACCCUGAGACUGGCGACUUGUGGAUAGGUUGUCACCCUAAUGGCUGGAAACUAUUUCAAAAUGAUCCUGAGGAUCUACCUGGAUCUGAGGUGAUUCAGAUUAAAGACAUCCACUCUGAGAAGCCAGUGGUGACCCAGGUGUAUGCUGAUGACGGCAGUGUGCUCAUAGGAUCCUCUGUAGCAGCUCCCUACGGAGGAAAGCUUCUCAUUGGAACAAUCUACCAGAAAGCCUUGGUCUGUGAUCUAGCCAAGGUAGACCAGUAGCCAAUGCUCUAUGUAGAAAACAGCCAUCUGACGUGGGUUGUGGUCGGAAGAGUGCAAGUGUGCAACGUACUGAACAUUGCAGAUAGAAAU